CAUCUCGGGGUGAAUCUGUGAUCUGCUACGCCAAACGAACGCAAGGAUAAGUUAAUUUAACAGGGAAAUUAGCAAGUCGGUGGGUGAUCACAAGCGGAAUAAAUGAUUAUAGCACUUUGGAGACUACAACACAGAUUCAAGUGUUUGUAGUAGAAGCCAAUUUGUCGAACAUCCUAUAAGAGACAAGGCGAAAAUAGUAUCCUGAGAAAUCUAAGGAAGUUACUAGUCGACUGACUCAUAAAGUCAUUGUGACACCAUAGUAGAGAAACAAACUUCUAGGAACUUGUGUUGGCCUUAAACUGAGACUCUAUUGUAACAUAUAAAUUUGAACAAACUACCUGCAUAAAAAAAAUACCCAGAGACUAAAGAUGCAGAUAUAUUAAGUGUAUGUAAUAGGACCCAAGGCAUACAUUUUUCAGUGAGCGUCAAGAAACGUGUGAACAAAGACGUCUUGUCAUUCCGUAUUAAGUAAGGACAGUAAAGAAAGCAACUAUGGUCUCUACUAUUAAUUGUCGCCUGUGCUGGAAUACCUGCAAGGACAUACAUCGAAAAUUGUAUGAUGCAAAUGGUCAAAGGACUGAUUUAUACAAUUGGACAGCAAAAUAUUUUGCUACAGAGCUUCUGGAUACUAAAGAUGAUAAUAAUGACACUAAAGUUUUAUGCAAUCAAUGUUGGUAUCACAUAUCCGAAUUUCAUGCCUUUCAAGAGUCUAUUCUACAAAAACAAAAUCAACUGUCAAGGAUUCGAAUAAGAAAUACAAUGGUUGUUCCCAAUGAAUCUUUGCCGAAUACUUCAGAUUUUUUAUACGAUGUCCAGCAGUUGUAUCCAAAAAUCAUACCAACAUCUGUAAGGCGAAAUGAAGAAACAACCACAUAUUUGGCAAAUGAAUCAUCUAAUGGAUUGCAUUUAGGAGAGAAUGAAUUGCACCCACUACAAAACAUGGAGAGACUGAAGCCUGAUGUCCUACAGCCCAUGAUGAUUGAGCCGAAUAAGAAUUUAAAUCAACCAAGCUCUUCAAUUUCACUUGAAACACAAAAUAACACAAGCGGACGGUUGGAUAAUAAAGAUGUCACCAGUUUGCUGAACUCCUCUUCACCACAUAGUUCGCAGAAAUGCAUUUCAAUAUGUGUGAAAUCCGACGAGGAGCAAGUCUCCUACCUCAUAGCGCCUGAACUUGCUGUCAAUGCUAAUCAAGAAGAUGUAAGAUCUAAUCUAACCCCACCCUUAUUGGCUUUAUCUAACUGUGCGAUGGAAGAAAGAAUGGCAACUUUUGACAAAGAGUCAAGUUUGGAAGUCGUAUCGUCUAGUCUUCACAAAGUAGUACCAAUUGCUGAAGAGACCAUACCACAGGCAAGAAAUAGGAAAAAUAUUAGUCUUAGUGUAGACGACAGUAUGCCAACACCCCACAAUAAGUAUCUUGGUAGUGAAACCACUAUGGCAACUGACCCCAAACUGUCUACACUCGCACAACAAGAUAUAGAUAAGGCACACAUCCAAAAUGAUUCGAGUGAAUCUUUUACAGACUCCGAAUUCGAUGAACCCUUUGGUAUAUUUGUAGGAGGAGAAUUUGGCGAAUCUGCUUCGAAAACUGAUACCAUGAAUAACCAUAACUUUUCUUCUGAUGUUGAUGAUGAUGAUGACGAUAAUAUUCCUUUGGCACAAUACGCCCAAAGCUCUAGUAAAUCUCUUAACAAGUCCAAGGACAAUGGCCCAACAGUUAUGACAGCCAUGGAUUAUGAUAAAUCUAGAACAGAUUUUGAAUCCGAUAUAGAGAAUGAAUGUCAUCCGAUGACCCAACAAAUGCCAAAAGAUGCCGAUAAUUGUGUAAAUAUCACAUCUGGAUCGGAGGAAGAACCAGAUUAUGAAGCCAUGACAACACAGAGACGUAAGAAGAAGAUUUCUUAUAAAUCAAAUUUGAAAAGGCUAAAUACAGUCGAAGAAUACGAUGCGUUUAUAGCCAAAUGGCGCCCAGAAUUGGAAUGUGAAAUAUGCCAUGAAAAAUUUUCAACAUUUUCCUUGCUGCUUCAACACUUUCAGCAGCAGCAUCCUGAUGAAAAGUGUCAUAUUACAUGUUGCCAACUUAAAUUAUACUAUCGUUAUGAAAUAGAGAAACAUAUCUAUUAUCACACAGAGCCAGAAGCGUUUAAAUGUGAGGUGUGCUACAAAGUUUUCACAAUGAGGUCUACUUUAAUUUAUCAUCAACAGGGGAAGCAUGCUGGAUAUCGUUUAAAUUGCCCAAAUUGUCCAAAGACUUUUCAAUUUUCGCAAUCGCUACAAAAACAUAUAAAGUUUAGCUGUAAUAAAGUAACACAAAAUAGGGAAAGCCCACAUGUAUGCCAAGUUUGUGACAAAGCUUUUAAGUCCAAAGCUCAUUUGCGUGUUCAUUGUAAGCAAGUUCAUUUGAGAAUUCGAAGAGAGUUCGCCUGUACCAUAUGUGAUAAGGUCUUCAAUUCGGGACCAUUGUUAAAAGCACAUAUGCGUUUACACACAGGGGAGCCGCGUAUGGUCGAAUGUUGCGAAUAUUGUCCAAAAAAAUGUUCCACCAAGAAAUACCUCUAUGCGCAUAUUAAGGAGCGCCAUCCAGAAGUUUGGGAGCGGCGCCAAAAAGAAAGAGUUGAAAAGAUGUCAAUGAAAAAAACCUACAAGUGUCCCUCUUGUGAGAAGGUUUUUCAAUCGAGCAUGUGUUACUACGACCACCGGCGGUCUUUCCACUCUGAUAAACCAAAGUACAAGUGUUCACUUUGUCCCAAAGAAUACCGAUAUCUUUCUAAUGUGGCAGCACAUUUUAAGAGGGUACAUUUCGAGGAAUGGAAAAAGAAACAAAAGACAAGCGGUGACAGCAUAAAAUGAUUCUUUUUUUUUUAGCAAAACUACAAUAAAAUAUGACGAAGAUGAUAAUUAUUAAACUUUUAACAA
Molecule: messenger RNA, 2916 nt
Organism: Stomoxys calcitrans (stable fly)
Lineage: Eukaryota; Metazoa; Arthropoda; Insecta; Diptera; Muscidae
Product: zinc finger protein 34
Exons: 5
Coding region: 493-2850 (785 amino acids)
Biological process (GO): regulation of transcription by RNA polymerase II
Cellular component (GO): nucleus
Molecular function (GO): zinc ion binding; DNA-binding transcription factor activity, RNA polymerase II-specific; RNA polymerase II transcription regulatory region sequence-specific DNA binding
Source: RefSeq, a predicted model, not a curated record